AUGGGAAAGAGAAAGGCUUUGUUUCUUCUACUGCUGGUGGUGUGCUAUGCACUGGUGGUUUCAGUGGGUGGCUAUGAAGAAGAUGAAGGAAGAAGAGGGAGGGAACAGGAAGAGGAAGAGGAAGAGGAGAAGAGAGAAGGAGAAGAUGAGUCAUCGUUCUUGUUGCAGGAGUCAAAGCAUGUGGUGAAGACAGAAGCUGGGAAUAUGAAGGUGGUGAGGGGUUGGAGAGGUAAAGUUAUGGAUAAGCGUAUGCAUAUUGGUUUCAUUGACAUGGAACCUAGGAGUCUCUUCAUCCCUCAGUACCUUGAUUCCAGUCUCAUCCUCUUCAUUCGCAUAGGGGAAGCAAGAAUUGGGCAUAUCCACAAAGAUGAACUGGUGGAGAGGCGACUGAAGAGCGGAGAUGUGUACAGGAUCGCAGCCGGUUCGGCAUUUUACAUGGAAAAUACAGCAGAAGGGCAGAAACUUCAUAUCAUUUGCAGCAUCGACACAUCUGAGAGUUUAGAACGGAACACCUUCCAGUCUUUCUUCAUUGGUGGAGGAAUGAAUCCACCCUCUAUACUUGCUGGGUUCGAUCCCCACGUGCUGUCUGCUGCAUUUAAUGUCUCAGAAGAAGAAAUAAGGGAGAUUUUGAGUAGGCAACAAGAGGGCGCAAUCGUAUACUUGCACGAUUCUCAUCCGCCAAGCGUGUGGACACAAUUUGUGAAACAAGAACAGCAUGAGAGAAAAACACACCUUAAGAGAAUUGUCCACCUUGAAGAGGAAGCUGAUCAGGAAGAAGAAGAAUCUACUUGGUCAUUGAGGAAGCUUUUGAAUUCUGUAUUUGGAGUAGAAAACAAGAAAGAAGGAAAGAGUAGGAAAGGACCGGACUCCUACAACAUCUAUGAUCGUAACCCUGAUUUCAAGAACAGCUAUGGAUGGAGCAUGGCCAUUGAUGAGUCCGAUUAUUCUCCUCUUGGUGACUCCGACGUUGGUGUUUAUCUUGUCAAUCUUACUGCGGGAUCAAUGAUGGCACCACAUAUCAAUCCAAGAGCAACAGAGUAUGGAAUUGUGCUAAGAGGAACUGGUCGCGUCCAGAUUGUGUAUCCAAACGGAUCACUGGCGAUGAAUGCCAAAGUGAGCGAAGGCGAAGUGUUUCGGGUGCCACGGUACUUCCCAUUCUGCCACAUUGCAUCGCGAAGUGGCCCUUUUGAGUUCUUUGGUUUUGCUACAUCAGCACGCAAGACCAGGCCACAGUUCCUGGUCGGGGCGAACUCACUUCUGCAGACCAUGAGGGGACCUGAACUUGCAGCAGCAUUCGGAAUCAGCGAGGAGAGGCUUAGGAACAUCACCGAUGCUCAGCGCGAGGCAGUUAUCCUUCCUUCACCAUCCGUUGCUCCACCAGACAACACGCGAGACAGCAAAGAUAAAAGCAAGGUUGAUCUGAUACCGAAGGUCAUGAAGAACUUUGGCAAUGAUAUGGUAAUAGGUUUCUAUUAG
Molecule: messenger RNA, 1476 nt
Organism: Ilex paraguariensis (yerba mate)
Lineage: Eukaryota; Viridiplantae; Streptophyta; Magnoliopsida; Aquifoliales; Aquifoliaceae
Source: the annotation of a GenBank genome assembly